UGUUUUUUCCUUUUUUAUUUUUUGCAUUUUUUCCUCUCUCGCCAAAAGGUGCGAAACUGCGAAGGUGGAAUGCUAGUGGGUUCGCGAAUCCGAGAGACGCGCCUGGACCGCCUGUGUGUGCAGAUCAAACAACGUAAUAUCAUAAAACGGGUCGCGCUGCUCCAGCACUGUGAAAAUUCAAGGUCGGCCCCACUGUUUGAUUACAAAUUCCAAAAGCGGUAGAGUUUUCGGAGGUGUGCAAGGCAAGGGCGCCGGUCGCGGUUUGCGCGCAGCUAAAAAGCGGCGCCGCGAUUAUUUUCCUUAUUUUGUUUCCGACUGAUCAAUCAUCUAUAGCAAGAAAGAUAAGCAUAGCCUUUGACUCAUGUAUAUAAAAAUUCCAUUGCCGAUUUCCUUGGUGUAAAAGUUGACAUUUUUGUUAUAAAAAAUGCUUUAGAUAUUUACAUCUGACCCUGCCAUAAAAGCGUUCAGGCAGCAUUAUAAUUAUACUGCUGUGGAAAUUAAAAAGCCAAUGUAAAUUUUGGCGCAUAAAAAUAUUCACCUGGAUCGUUUAUUUUGACAUCAUCUUUCUGCUUAGCUUGUAAAAAAUAAUAACGUAUAACGCCCCUCCAACCUCUCUUAAUCAAAAUUUUACUAUGUAAAUAUUUCUCACCAUUAUAUUUCGUCGAAGUGGUCCUCUAUGAUCCUUCUUAUCAAAUCUGAUUUUCAGAAAUUCGUGCCAGUGUGUCAGCGAUGAUCUUUUUUGUCAGGCCGGCAGUAUCGUCUCAUCUCGUUGAUAUGUCGAGGUCACUAAUGAGCUACGAUCUCAAAACAAAAAGUUUAUUGAUUCUCUUUGAUUCAGCUGCCGCGUCCGCCCGCGAGACCAAACAACAACACAUGGAGCGCACUUUACUAAAUAGUCACUUCCUUCUCUCAUGAAGGUUAGAGGCAGACUGGUAUAACUAUUGAGUAGAGCCAACACCGCGAGCGGCGCGCCGGCACUUCGCCAGCCUGUUGCGCGGAGGGGUCUUCGAGUCAUUAUACACAAGCCAGCCAGAUGCCCCUUUGCUCACUCAUUGCCUCAAUUUUAUUACACACUAGUCAGUAUAAUAUGGUCAGUCAGCAUCUGCAGCUCGUUGGUGGUUAAUUAAGAAAAGUUAUCUAGCUGUUAUCUCAUUACAGUCUGCUCAAGAUUUUUUGAGCCGCAAAUGUUGUCAUUUUCCAUCAGAAUCUGCUAUUCUGCUGUCCUUUAAUUUCUGAAACUACUAAAUUAAAACUGACGUUUUUAUUAAUUUAAAGCUCUGAUUAAAAUUUGGAUCCAACAAAGAUUGUGAAAAUUUAUUGCACUAACAUUUGACAUAAAUGCAAAUGAUAAUAUUGAUAAUUAAAAUAAAGGCAUGCAUUCUCGAAGCUGAACAGUUAAAUAAUCUAUUUGUACGAAUCAAUUUGUUUGUAUAAAAAAAACAAUAUGAAAAGUGUCAUUUAAAAAAAUUAAUGUGGACUUGCGUCUAACCUAAUGUUCAAAAAAAUAUAUUUAGAAAUUUCUGCAAUCUUCAAUUGAGAGGAAGCUUCAAUUCAAACUCAAGCUAGAGGAAUCGAAAAAAUCCUACCCGGCAGGAGCGAAAUUUUCCCCAGCAGCGUCAAGAUUAAAAUAUGACAUUUAUAAUUGAGACUAACCAAAAAAAAAACAGAUAAACAGCAUUAAUUUAACUGUGUUAAAAAUAAAUCGAUUAUGAUAUAUAGCUCGUCUUGAAUAUUAUAUGAAACUGAUUUGUACUUUCUCUGGAAGUCUCAUGAGUAAUUUUCAUAUUGCGUCCAUUUUAAAAAUACACAAAUUGAAAUAUGUUCUUUCUUAUUUCUGAGAAUUUUUGCCACGUUAGGAUUGUCUAGAGAAUUUAAAUUUCAAUUUAUUCUCUUAUCUUAUCUCUGGUGUGCUUUGUGGCGGAUUGUGGGUGGACUUCCUGGUGGAGUGGCGGGAAAAUAGUGCGCUUUGAUUAUAGCCAGUGAAAGGGAGAAUCUUGAAUUCUGAAAGUUUUUGGAAUCAGUGCAAUGCAUGAAGAAACGAUUGAACAUCGAAAAGCGAUAAUAAAUAGCGCCGCGCUCAGUGCCGCACACCCCAUGCACCGAUGAUCAGCACCUUUUUUAGAGGAAAAAUUAAAUAUGUAAUUUUAUAAAAGAGCAAAUUUGGAGAAAUUUAUAUCACCUUUACAUGCAAUUUGAAAUUUGAAAACGCACUAAAUUAAUGAGAAAAGAAGUAAAUAUAUAUGUAUCAAAAAAUUAUGCAUUUAAAUUCUAGAUGUCCGCAAGUUCAAAUAUUAGGCAUGCAGUCAACACCGCCUUAUCAAGCAAGACAAACUAUUAUGUACACGGUUGCAUGGAGCUCGACCGAUCAUUCAAAAACCUGCACCUCAUCAGCCAUGAAUCAUAAGCAAUUUUAAAGACUCCAUAAUUAAUUUGUGCAUUGCAAAUAUUUUGAUUGGUUUAAACUAGUGAUUUCAAACCGACAUUAAAAAGUUUUUAUUGGAUCCUAUAUUAAUAAAUUUUAUAGAAAAUAAUAUUUUAUGAAUAUAUAUUAUUCUUCUAUAGUUACAACUAAUUUUUCUUUGAUGAUUUAUAAAGAAAGUUUAUCCUGUGAUUCAGGUUAUACUUCAAAAAUCCUAUUUGUUUUUCUUUACAAAGCACUGCAAUGUAUCCAAAAAUUAAACAAUAGAUUUAAAAUAAUUCAAAUUUAAGCCAUAAUUCAUUAAGUAAAAAAUUUUGUAGUUAUUAAUUCUCCUUUGAUUGAGUUAAAUUUAUUAUUUUAUUUUAAUGCCCAAUUAUAUAUAUGCCAGCAUAAAUAAUACCAAUCUUUUUUUUUCCCGCCGCCUAUCUUGGGGGAGGAGCCAAAUUCCGCAUGCCUGACUAUAGAUUUCCUAGUCAGCGAAAAGGCCGAAAAGCAAUGCGAAAAGCGAAACAGCCUGAGUCCUCUCUCCUCUCCCUGGUGAGAAGACCGAGUCCACUGACUGUGAGAAGUCGAUCUCGUCCAUUCUUGUCCACACCGCCUGCGUAUAAAAAUUCGCGUCAUCUCCACAAGUUCCACACAUGUAGCUCGGUUUUUGCAACCAGAAAAAGUGCAAGUGCAGCGUCACUUCUAAUCUGUCUUCUCUUCAGUUUUACUCCUGGACAGAUCGACAGAUCACGUCGACGUGUGGUCAGGUACAUUGUGUGUGCAGUUCGGUCCCGCCGGGCCCGCAGAUUCGUUCGGAAGUUUCAAGACUUUGUAGUGUAAAUUGAGAUACCGAGAAUCGAGAUUUUCUCUGAUUAUAUUUUCUUGAUUUUAUUGAUGUUAAGAGUUUCAUUUUGCAGAAAACAUGUCAUCCAGCAACGAUGAAUUUCUAGUACCCAAAAAUGCUCUGUCUGAUUAUUUGGUCGAAAUUGUCGACACAGUCGAGGAUGUGUCGAAUUGGGAGCAUAAAGCACCAAAACGCCGCAAAUUGCGUGAAAAUGUGGGCAAGCUGAAGGAUAUGCCAGCAAACGCCAUUGAGUUGCUGGCGGUUGUCAAUCUUAUUGACACUUGCAAUAAAAUGCCUGGCCCGAUCAAAUUGGCUGUUGAAAAGAGGUUGAAGGAAUGCAACUGGAUUGUUCUUGUGCCAGAUGUCAUGAUUGUACCAACCUCUUACCCUGAUGACAUUGAGAGGGCCAUCGCAAAAGGCUCACUGAGCAGCCUGAGACCAGCUCGUAUUUUCGUAUACUCCUGGUUUGAAGGAAUGGGUUUGAGUGCUGACAUUGACAACGCCACACUAAGGAAAACUGUGUCUAAAGAUGUGGUGGAAAGGAAAACUAGAGGCACUGCUGGGGAAGGCAGUAACAUGCUGAAGGAAAAGCAGGCUGCAGACUGGCGCAAAGCUUCGUCCAUAUUUACCGUGCCUGGGAAGGCUCUUGCAAACUGCCUCCAUGCACUCUUUGACUUCUACGUAGCCAAGCUGAAGAAGCAGGAGAGAAAGAAACUUCCCCUCAACAGGAUCAUUUUCACCGUCCUUGCAUUCUGGAAUAACAUCAUGGACACGGGAGUCAUGAAUUUGAUCACCUUGGAACAGGAAGUGAAGAAAAAGCUCUGUUCAUCUGAAGUUGUCAAAAUUGACAAAAAUGGUGUUGGAUGUCCCACAAAUCUGCCUGGAGAAAUUCAACGAGUGCUCAAAAUUGGUGUGGAAGCUUUGGAAGUCCAUCAUCUGGCAGUUGUUUUCAACUUCCAUAAGCCAGACCAGAAACUUAAUAUGAAGCAUGCCAAGUUUGUCGACGAGGUGGUCGAAAUCUUGUGUGGGGAUGAUUUCAAAGCUGCCUUGGGAGAAGAUUCGGACAAUGAUGAAGAGGAGUGUGAAAGUGAUGAAGACGACUCUGAAAAUGAUUACAAAAAGUAAUCGUUUGGUAUGUGCAACACGUACCAUAUGUUAAUUUUCUUUUCAAAAAGUUGCUUAUAUUUAUUUUUAAAUGGCUUGCGCAGGAACAAAUUCUCAAUUAGUUUGCGGCCGGAACAUUAGUAAUUUUAUUUGUACUCUUGCAUUCACAAGAGCCUGAAAUGGAAUUUUUGUGUGUUCAAAUCCAAUAUGUAGAAAUUUAAUUAUAGAUCCAAAAACUUAUUGACCGAAAGCUAAGUCUGUAUAAUUUAUAAGUGUGUGCUUUCAACAAAUUUAAGGUUUCUUUAUACAAUGAACUUUGUAAAAAAAAGACCGGUAGAAAAUAAUAAUAGUUAAGAAAUAAAAAUAAGCAAAAGGAUCCGAUUUUAUUUAUGCUAUUAAAACUUAAAAGCCUUCCCGAGAGCUGCCAACAAAGCCACCGGAUUGAAGUGAAAGCUCCCUCACAUUUUGCAAACUUUUGGAAGUUUGUUAGCAAUUUUUUUAAGAGCCCAAACAAAUUAUACUAUUUUUCUAGCAAAAAAGCUGGAACGACUGUAAUACCCUGCAAAAAGUUUCUAAUUAUAUAUAUUGUACAAUUCCCACGAAUUUUGUGCUCCUGCACAAAAAAUUUAAUGAUCUAAAUUUUUUUAUAAGAUUUUGUAAUUUACUAAUUAUUUUUCAAUCAAAACGUCAAAUCAA
This is a messenger RNA of Neocloeon triangulifer, 5048 nucleotides long. RefSeq lists its product as uncharacterized. The coding region runs from base 3327 to 4373 and encodes 348 amino acids. Lineage: Eukaryota; Metazoa; Arthropoda; Insecta; Ephemeroptera; Baetidae. The record is from RefSeq and is a predicted model, not a curated record. The transcript has 7 exons.